UGUGUGUUAAAAGUUAAAGCUUGAGAAACAUGGAUUAUUCCAGCCGAGGGCGUAGUCAGGGUCAGGGUUUGGGUCGGGGCCAAAGCCGACUUCCAAUUGAACUGUUGCAAACUGCAGAGAAGGAAGCUCAACGAAUCGUGAAUGCUGCCCGUAAUGAAAAAGUGGAGUGGAUUAAACAGGCCAGAGAAGAGGCUGAGAAGGAGGUUGCUGAGUUCCGUGCACAAAUGGAAGCAGAGUUUCAGAGAAAACUUGCAGAGGCCAGUGGAGAUUUGGGUGCCAAUGUGGAGCGUCUCGAGGAGGAAGCCAAUGCAAAGAUUGAACAAUUGAAGGUGGAUGCUGCCAGAAUUACACCCGAGGUUGUUGACAUGCUUUUGAAGCAUGUAACAACUGUAAAGUAUUAAAUUUUCGCAUCUUAAAGAGUCGAGAAAAAUGUCAUUGUUUGCACAUUCUGGGUAGAUUUACAGAAAUAGGAUUGUAGAUGAUUUCAUGGAUUUAAGUCCAUAUUUUCCAAACAAGAUUUUGCAUAUGGAAAAUGGUAUUCUUUUGAACAUAU
Messenger RNA from Erigeron canadensis, 553 nucleotides. RefSeq names its product V-type proton ATPase subunit G 1-like. Lineage: Eukaryota; Viridiplantae; Streptophyta; Magnoliopsida; Asterales; Asteraceae. Gene Ontology annotation, molecular function: proton-transporting ATPase activity, rotational mechanism. Gene Ontology annotation, cellular component: vacuolar proton-transporting V-type ATPase complex. The record is from RefSeq and is a predicted model, not a curated record. The coding region runs from base 30 to 401 and encodes 123 amino acids. Gene Ontology annotation, biological process: proton transmembrane transport. The transcript is spliced from 3 exons.